AUGGUUUUCCGUGAUUACUUCCUGGCUUCUGGUUCCUUACCAUCCAAGGACCAGACCAGUAAUCACGAUCACAUUCCAAUUAGUGCUAUGCUUGCGCAUGAUCAUUCCCACAUUUUCAGUGUCAUUACACCACUGAGAGCAACAUCAAGGCCAAGAUCCAGGAUAAGGAGUGGAUUUUUCGGAAAGCGAUUCGAUGAUUUCUUCUUCUUGACUGCAUGGACCUAUCGACAACGUCAAGGCCAAGAUCCAUGUUUCCCUCAUCACACAAACCAACACAAACAGUCUCCAACACCACCACCACCACCACAACAACAACAAAUAUCAGCAUCAGCCAGACCAUUUCACAGGUCCAGAUCUCGUUCGUCAUCGCAAUCAAGCAGACCUCAAAGGCAACCACAUUCUCAAGCCUUUAUCUAA
This is a messenger RNA of Botrytis deweyae, 417 nucleotides long. RefSeq lists its product as uncharacterized. NCBI's taxonomy places the organism in Eukaryota, Fungi, Ascomycota, Leotiomycetes, Helotiales, Sclerotiniaceae. The record is from RefSeq and is a predicted model, not a curated record. The coding region runs from base 1 to 417 and encodes 138 amino acids. The transcript has a single exon.